AUGCACAUGCACAGAAUGAGAAACUCAUUAUUUAAUUCCACGAAAAAGUUGGAAAACCAUACAAGUGAAGUAGAAAUCCUGGAUGAUCCUACGAUGGAUUCGAGGCAUAGCUAUAGAGGUGAAGAUCUCCUAUUGAAUGCAACUGAAAAAGGAACAAAAACCAUGUUUUCAAAAGGUGUUCAUAAAUCACCUGAAGAGGUCAGGCUGGUUGAUGAUACUAAAGAAAAUCAACGUGAAGAAGCUUUUUUGAUCUCUAUCAUCGAUUCACGUACUAGCCCACGGAAUGGUUCAGUUUCGAACAGUAGUGAAUAUCUACUGAAUGAUGAAUAUCAACACGAGGUACAUAACAACAGCUUUGGAGUAUCAUCUCUCCAUAAGAACCUGAACGAAAAAGAAAAAAACAAUGUUUAUAGAAAAGUGGAUGAAAUAUUAAAUCGUGAUAUCACUAUUGAUGAAGAUUGGGUUGUAAGUGAUAUAGAUGAAUCUAGGGAAAGUGAUGAAGCACAUUUAGAUGAAAGACCAAAGAGAGAUGUUCUUGUGGAGACUGUUACAAAGGAGAAUGGGAAAAAAUCAUGGAAACAAUAUCAAUUGGAUCAAAAUUUAUUCAAUUUAGACCAACACAAUUUGCACUAUUUUUUGAAGAAAGAUAAAUAUUUUCAAACCAAGAUAAAUGCACGUAUGAGGAAUGUAGUGUAUAGGUACUUGUAUCUUCACACAAAGCGAAAAGGUUUGUCAAGACUAAGUAGAAUUCGAAGAGGAUCAAAUAAAGAAGGGAUCAAUUCGUCAGAAGUUGACAAUUUACCAAUCGUUUUUUCAGAAACAAAUAUGAACCAAUCAUCUGCUUGUGAUGGUAUAGAUCAAGGGGAGAACACGAUUCUCCACAAUGAACUGAGUGCAGAGACAUGUAUCAAUUCAUUAUGGAAAGACAUAAAUUUUUUAUACAUGGAAUACAUGAUAAGGAAGAAGAAGGUGUUGAAGGUACGAGAUUUAAGUAAAUAUAUAUAUGACAAGAAAAACGUCCAUUAUAUGAAAAUGCUUAACUGCAAGAAUGUGUAUUUGUUGUGUGAAGGAGAGGAAACAUUCGCUAGCAACACACCAAAUGGUUCUGCUGAGGUAGAUACAGACUCAUGUGCAUCUAUCCGAAGAAUAUACACUUAUCAUUACACAUGCAAUAACCAUUUCGUGUGCUUACAAAAUGGACAUGAUGAAAUACACGUUUUUAGUCAUAAAAUGCUAAAUUUUAAUGAACUUAUAUUUUUUAAAGAUAAACAAAAGAAUACAACAAAUGAAGAAGAAGUAAAGAAGUUUCUCGAUGAUUUUUCGACACAGAAUUAUGAAAAAAAUUGCAAAAAAUUUCUGUUCAAUUUUUACUCAUAUCCUUAUUACAUCAUUAGAGACGACAAUUUGAAAAAUAUAAAAAAUGUGGAUAUAAGCAGUUCAAACCACUUGUGCGUCUGUACCGAUGCGGGUAUAUUUGUCUAUCAAAUAUUUUUCGUGAAUUGCAAAAUUAGGUGCAAUUAUGUUGGUAAAUAUGGCACAAGUUAUGCCACAUCUAAUCAUGCCAUGUCUAACCACGCCACUGCUAAUCAUGCUAAUCAUGCCAAUCAUGCCAAUCAUGCCAAUCAUGCCAAUCAUGCCAAUCAUGCGAGUCCUAAUAAAGCUUGGAAUGGGUGCAUGAUAAACGAGAAACAGAUGUUAUACUUCAGCCAUUACAAUAUUCUGUUCCUAAAUAGAAAUGCGAAGCUUUUCAAGAAUGACAUGUUCAGCAUUGUGAAAAACAUACGAUUCAAGUAUCGAAUUUUGAAUGUGUCUUUAUGUCAAGAAUGGCUAAUCGUUUCUUACUACAACAAGGUUUCGGUUCUAGAAAAAGGGAGUGGAAAGGUAUACUUCGUUCUUCAGUUAGAUUCUCAGGGAUGUGUUAUAGGGCAUGAAGCUAACACAAGUGUCCAAACCAAAGGCCCAGAAGUUGGAGUGGCAUCAUCUGUCAUUGAGAAUGAACCUGUUUACAAUAUUCCAUUCAUGUGUUCACUUGAAGGAGAAAAAGGAGAAAUCUUAUUUUGCUUAGGGUACGGGAAAAAAUUAGUCAUAAUCGAAUAUGCAUCUAAAAUUAUUGUAAAAAAAGUGUUUUUUCUGAAUCAUUCCAUACAACAUCUAACAAGUUGCAGAAAUAAUAUCGUGAUUAUAUAUGACAAUAAUGAGUUACUUAUUUAUCAGUUGAUUUAUGUAAAAAAAGAAAUAGUUCUGCUUUUUUUUUUCAAUAAACAUGUGAAGAAUGUUAAAUGUACGAUUAUAUGUGACGAAAGUAGGAUUUUUCAGUCGUAUAGCAAAUCCAUAGAAGUGAAUGUGAAACAUAUUAAGAUAAAUAGAGAUGAUAAAGUUGCAAAAUCUAUUUUUUAUGUAUUAAAUAAGACUGAUAUAAGGGAAGAACAUGAGAUGGAUAAUGGGUGUGGGGAAGAUACUCAUGAUAUAAAUAAUAUUCCCCAUGGAACCACUACUUCUGAUUGUGAUUCUAGUAUGAAUAAUAGCUCCCACCUCUACGUGAACGUUAUAUACAUCUACAUUUUGAAGAAUGGACGAGUUGACAUUGUAGUGGUGAAUUCUCUCUCCUAUUUGAUUUACUUGCUCUUUCGUCAUCAUAGGUACAGACAACUCUUGAUUCUGAUGCUGCACUUGUACAAUGGCAACUGUUGCGUUCUAACCGAUUUUCCACUGGCUGAAGACGAGAGAAGGAAGAAGCUGAAACCUCUUUUCUACUUCUUAUUCGAGACAAGAAUAAGAGAUAUAAUAGAAAACAGCAACAAAAGUGAAAGUAUGCACAUGAAGAACAUUCAUCAUAAGGAAGUUAAACAUAAACUACACAAUAAUAAAGAUGAUUGUAUGGAUUUUGAAAAUAUGGAAAGAGGGUUCAACAAUUCUCAUAUGCUUACAUCUGACAAAUCUUGGAAUCAUGCACCAACAUCUGAUAAUUUGGAUCCCGAAUUUCCUGCAUGUGCUCCUUUCAUUAAUUGUGAUGAUUUAUCAGGGAAGGACAUCUCCCCAUCGUCACCCUCCUACAUAUGCACAACUGGAUCGUCAUUCCAUUCAUCCGUAUCAUCAUGUGUAAGCAUUCGUUCUGAUUCAAAGUCAUUUCUGGAAGAGGAAGAAGAAAGCUGCGUGAAAAAUAUAUCCGAAUGUGAGGCAGACAUUUUACAUGACAGUGAAGCAAUUGGUGAAGAACUGAACAAUGAAGGCCAACAUAUGAGUAACAUUUCUUCUGAUAUUCGAAAAAAAACGGUUAGAGAGAAAGUCAUCGACAAGGAGGAUCAGAAGGAAGUAGUAGAAAAGCAAAUUUACAUUAACGGUAAGGCAGUUGCAAUGGAAUGUAUUGAAGAAUUGCUGAAGUUAUGCAUUUUGGGUCUUGAAUUAAGCAUUAAAUUUAACAUGAACCUAUAUGAAUACAUAUUUAAAGUGUUUUCAAGAUAUAGCAUAGAAAAUGUGUACUUUUAUUUAAGUGAGUACUAUAUAAUCAAUAAGAGAAUAUGCAUUACGCACCAUGCCUUAAUAAGUAACUUAGUGAACUAUUUCAAGAGAUUCUACCGAUUGUUUUCUCUUUACAAUGAUUCUAAUUAUGAUGAUUCUUAUUAUGAUGUGUUUCUCUUUUUCUGCAGCUUUGUUGGUGCCAGGAGGGAACAAAUGGGCCAAGCUGUUCAGAGUGGAGAUCCCCAUCAAGGGAAUCAGCUGAGUGAAGGUUUCCUUAAUGAGAAUCUCCUUAGUGGGUAUCUCCUUAGUAAAUUCAUAUUUUCACGUGGAGUGAAAGAGAGGAGAGGCAGUUCAAAGGAGGAAAUCCAUUUCAGAACACAUGAUAGAUGCAAAAAAAGCACAGGGUACUCUUCUCCCUGUGGAGAUUUUGAUACACAUUUGUAUUAUCACCACUUGGAUGGGAAAAAUAUAGUAACUAAGAUUCGCAGAAUAUAUGCAUUCAUAUGCAUAAUAAACAAGUUCUUUCACAUGUUUGAAAAUAUGAAUUUAGAAAUGGAUAUAGAAAAAGUAAUUUCUCAUUUUCCAAUACAUCUAAGUUCGUUUAUUUAUAACAAACAUAAUGAAGAUAGAAUUACAACAGCGGAGUUUUUUAUAUCUUACCUGAUUAGAAAAAAGAAUAUAUUUUUUUACAAUUUCUGUAAAUGUAACAAUUUAAAGAAUGAUGAUUUUCCUAUAUAUUUACCAAUGUAUAUAUACAAGAACUUUUACCAAUCGUACUUUGCGUUUGAUUACAUUUUUUCCGUUUUGUUUAAAUUUCCAUUUUCGAUGCGUAUGAACAGAUAUGAACAAUCGUCAGACAGAAUAAUAACUCUGCGUGAUAUCUACCACAAUUCAUACGAACAUUUCAAUUUUGAGGAUGUUUCAAAUUAUGAAAAUGUUUUCUUUAUAUUCCCCCUGUUUCACCUGGAGCGACAGAAUCAUUGUACGCUGAACAAGACCAUACUUUCGCUCUUAAAAUAUUUGCUCAAUCGGCACGACAAGCACGACCAGCACGACCAGCACGACAAGCACGACAAGCACGACCAGCACAGUGCAAAUUUCAUGAACUCGCCUCAGAGAUGUAAUAGAUGCACUUCUGCCGAUCGAGGCGCAGGGACAUUCAUGAAGUUUCUUCAAAAGGGCGAAAGGGGUCGAUAUGGGGACAGAUUCUACCUGUCCGAAGUGGAAAUAGAUGCAUCUGCCAGCAUGGAAGGAGUGCAGGAGGAAGGAACUUUCAGUAAGGAAAAAGGAUUGCACCGAAUCAACAUAAACAAUUUCUUCAAUUUGGAUAAGAACGGAAUUUUUCUCCUCUUGCAGUUAUCACUAAAAGACACGUUUUACUUAUUAAAUCGGACAUUCUUUCAUUAUGACUUUAGGGAGAAUUACGAGAUCGUGGACUUGUUGGUGCAUAACUUGUGUGAUUUUUACCUGCACAUGGUCAUAACUUUUAUUUUUUAUAAAAAAUAUUUGAAAAAUAUUUUGAACCAAAAUUUAGCGCAAGAUAUGUCUUGUGAUAUAUAUAGAGAUAUAAUAUGUGCACUUACUCAUUGCAUUUCUUAUGGCGAAAUUAAUAGCCUUUCUGUCAAGAUUACCCAUUUGAUUUACACAGAAAUGAAAACAGCUGAUAGAAAACACCUUAACAGCAUAGUCAGGUGGAUCAUAUUACAACUAUUUUUUAUUAACAAGCAUAUGAAAAAAAUGAUUAGCUGUGUUACCUACAUGUUAAUUCUUUUUUUCAUUUUCUCAAAUGAUUAUUCUUCCUCGUUUGAAUAUUGCACAAAUGUCUAUUUCGUCAACUUUCUUCUAAGACUCAAUACUGGAUGGUGGAGACACAAUGGGUCUAUAACUGUUGAGAGGAGACGUCAUUUUGAGAGAGUUAUGAAAAGGUGCACUGAAUUUGCGAAAAAAAAUUACCUGAACAAGGUCAGGCAAUAUACACAAGAGGAUCAAUUUUUUCAAAUUUUUCAUUUAAAAAAAAUAAAUUUACGUAUAAAAAAUAGUAUUAUUAGACAAAAUGUUAAAGGUACAUCUAUGCCACAUUGUGAUUUGAUAAACUAUCUUUUAAAAACAGUUUACUCAAUUGAUGUGAUAGGAUUGAUUCACCAACACAAAGACUUUGGGCGAGAAGAGGGAAACUCCAUUUAUAAAAAUAGCUAUAGGAAGGAAGAAAUACCAUCUGAUCAGGUAAGCGAAGAUGAAUGGACAUGUGGAAAACAGAAGUAUGAUGUGCAUAGUGAUGAUAACAUGAUUCAUCAAAAAGCACGAGGAUACGAGUGUUCAUUCAAACGGGUUCAGAAUAACAGUAGUGCAUAUUUCAUAGGGGUAAAUACUAAAAUGAAAAAAAAAAAAAAAAAAACCUUAGACAUGUCGAAGAGAAAAAAGAGUAAAAAAAAUGCUCAUCCAACUAGUAACAUGUUUUGUGUGGAAUUUUGUCAACAACAUUAUAGAUACAUCCUCUUGUUAUAUGUUAAGAGACUGCUAAUUAUACACAAGUUCCAGACACAUGAUGAAGCAGAUGUAUCGAAUCGAAAGAGACGCAAAAAAGAUAUCGGGGAAUUGCUAAAAUAUAUUCUUUUUUUCAGCUAUGUUAAGAAGUGCGAACCUAUUUAUUUGGUCAUAUUAAAUCACUUUGAGUGUUGUCAUAUCAUACUGGAGUACUACAGAACCAAGGAAAAAUGGCGAGAAUUGCAUGAAUAUGUAUUUUACAAAAUUUUUUUUUUUUUUAAAGAACGACAUGUGAAGAAGCGCAUGUAUGGGUAUCUUUUUUAUUUAGAUGUGCUUCAGCAUCUCGACGUGUUCAAGGACCCCUUAGUUAAUUACAUUUUGGCUACUUAUAUAACUUUUCACGAGAGGACCGUACAGAUGGUUCGAAGUAGACUAAGUCGGUUGAAGAAGCACCAUGGAUGCUCUCUAUCCUUCGGUAAGGAGCAUACUCAUAAGGACAUCAUCACAUUGGAAAAAUUUCCACCCGCAGAGGGAGGAAUAGACAAAUGUGUACAUCUAGCUAGCCAAAAAACGAUUCAUUGGAAUGAACCCGAGUUUCCCAUCGGAGAGAAGUACACACAAGAAGAUAUACAAUACAAAGUAAAAAAAAGGAAAAAAGAAUUGCUGAAUUUAUUUUACUUCUUUAUCAAGAGUUUAAUAGAUUGUAAAAACUUUUCCGAUUCAAUGAAAGAGAGGAUGUAUUAUCUACUUUUAUACGAAGUAAAAAUGCCACGAGAGAUAAAAAAAUAUCUGUACAGAAAAACGUUUUAUAAAUAUCUUAACCUACUUUGUGAAUAUGAAAAGGAAAAGGUUUACAAAUGUGUUAAGAACAUAAACGCAGAAAGGUAUAUACAACUCUUUGAAAAAUAUGACAAUGUUAAUGUUAUUUUAUUUAUUAACGAAAGGCAUGGGAAUUUUUUAAAAAUUAUUCAUCUUUGUCUUAUGCGUAUUAAAGAAAAUAUUUUAAAAUUAUAUGAUUCUUUUUGCCAAAAUGAUAAUUGGUUCUUUUCAAAAGAAAUGACAUAUGCUGAUGUGUAUUCUGUUACCUUUUCGAAUAAAAUAGACGUGUAUAAAUUUUAUUCUAUGCCAUUUAAAAGCACGCUUAAGAAGUUAUUUAUUUUCAAAAGUGAUAACCCACGACGUGACAUAAUAUCGACCCCGUGUGUUACCAAGAAACACAUAUUUUUCGAAAAAUUUUUUCGAGAAUUGAAUUACACUGUGGAUUGCACCUCUUGGAAGAAUUACUUUGUCAUGACAUCCUACUUUGGCAAGAAGGGUAGAAGAAGAGGAGGGAGAGUGGUGAAAUCUAGAGCCGAUAUAACCUGUUCAAAUAUGACUGACGAGAAAAGGGAGAAAAAAGAAGGGGGUCUUCCUCCUCCUCCGCAUUGUAGGACUAAAUGGAACAAGAAGGUGCAAAGAAAAGAUAGCGAAAAAAAUAACCUGAACGGCAAGGUAAAACAGAAGCAACUGGAGAAGGCAUGUUGGAUUUACCUAACGGAAGAAUACAAUGCGAUUUUUCUGUACACGUACAUGCUAACAUUUAUCCUGAGGAGAAACAAAUUAAAAAAAGACAAAAUUAAUGAGUACAUUAUUUUUUUUAUCAUUAAUGAAUGUUUGAAAAUUUUUAUAAUGAUUUCUGAACAGGUCAGGCAAAAUGAAGAAUAUGACAAGAAAAAAAAAGUUUCCUUUUUUACGUACAUUUUUGAGCAAAUUUUAAUGUUUGUAAUUAACAUAAAUUCACAUGAACAUACACAAAAAAUAUGUAAAAAAUUGCUUUUCAAGUAUAGGAAUUUUCAUAUGAAACUAAUUAAACUCCCACUAAUCGAAGUUUUGAAAAGUACGAAUGACGCUUACUCAUUUUUUAAUGACAAUUGCAUACUUGCACAGAACAGGAUACAAAAACAGAUGGACACGUACACCUUUGAAAAGAAAAAAGGGCUUGUUCUUGACUUCGAGGUUUCACAUUUGCAUCCUUUCAACAUGGAAUUAUCCACUCGCUUGGAUGGCAAGGAGGUCGUUCCAAAGUUAUCAAAUGAAAGGCAGUGUAAUCGAAAAAAAUACAUCGGUUCAUGUAAUACUGUGUAUUUGGAUAAAUGUGAACACGAACAUCAUUUUUCCUGUUCCCAUAAAUGUCACUUGUGUGGCACUCUUUUGAAAUGA
Molecule: messenger RNA, 8142 nt
Organism: Plasmodium gonderi
Lineage: Eukaryota; Apicomplexa; Aconoidasida; Haemosporida; Plasmodiidae
Exons: 2
Coding region: 1-8142 (2713 amino acids)
Source: RefSeq, a predicted model, not a curated record